Molecule: messenger RNA, 2168 nt
Organism: Astyanax mexicanus (Mexican tetra)
Lineage: Eukaryota; Metazoa; Chordata; Actinopteri; Characiformes; Acestrorhamphidae
Product: scavenger receptor cysteine-rich type 1 protein M130-like
Exons: 3
Coding region: 1648-2145 (165 amino acids)
Cellular component (GO): membrane
Source: RefSeq, a predicted model, not a curated record
GGUGUGGUCAGAGGUGCUUCAGUGUAGAGGAAACAAAUCUCAGACUCACUUCUGUCCAAAAUCAUCUUCACUCAAACACAACUGCUCCCAUGAUAAUGAUGUGGGACUGGUGUGUGCAGGUAAGUGUUUUUCAAAAAAAUGUUUCCCAUUUUUACUCUUACUAGUUCAUAAUUCGGUAAAUUUUUCUUGUUCUUAUUUUCUCUUACACAGACAGUGUGAGGUUGGCGGAUGGUGGCAGUCGCUGUGCUGGAAGAGCAGAGGUUUUUCACAGAGGACAGUGGGGAACAAUUUGUGGUGCUGGUGCAAAUUUCAUAGCGGGUUUUGUCAUGUGUAAAGAGUUGGGCUGUGGAGAGCCGUUUAGGACUGAUGCAGCUGUUCCAGGAUCUGCACCGAUCUGGAUGAGUCAUGUGAAGUGUACUGGAUCAGAGUCUACACUGAAACUCUGUGGAUCAUUAGGGUGGGGAACACAGCUGUAAUCAUAAUAUGGAUAUUGAGCUUACCUGUUCAGGUAUGUUUUAAUUAGACAAAAACUGUAAUACGUACGUAUUACAUGUAUUACAUUUGUGAACUUUCUGAGAAUGUUUCGACACAUCAUAGACAAAAUCAAAUCAGAGAUCAUAUGAUGGAAUGUCACUGUUUUGUAUACCUAUUCCGUAUUAAAUAUUCUAUUACAUAGUAAAUUCUGACAGUUACAGCUAAUGUGAGAAGCAGUGAUGUUUUUUUUAACAUUUGCUUUGACUUUUAUUUAAUUGCUGAAAAUAUUAACCCAAGAAAUUGUCUAGUCAGUUUCAUUUUGUUUGAUAAAAUUUAAUUUAAUAAAAAAGGGUCUGCAGUACUGAUUUGCUAGAGCACAACAUUUGUUUUCAAAAUUAUAACCUGAAUGAAACAAAAUGCAUUAGUCCUUUCCACUUCCAGACAACUUCUCAAACACUUUAUGUGCCAAAACAAAACCAGUCAACACACUGUAAUUAGAAACAGUGUCAUUUCCAGCUUAACAAUUUAGUGCUGGACGAUAUGACAAAACUUAUGUCACAAUAUAUUAAUUUUAGUCGAUGUGUUAUCGUUUUGAUAUAAAUGUGUACAGCUCAACUGAACAACUUCCUGAUGUGUACAUUAUCACACACUGAGAUUGCCAGACUAUGGUAUUCUAUACCACUCUGCUGUUUCGCUUAAAAAAAAUCAGUCAGUAAAGAUGCUGUAAAUACUGUACAUAUCUUUAAAAAAAUGUUAUAAAUUGAUGCUCCUUUAUUCGUAUGCAAAUUACAAAAAAUAUAAAUGAAGGUCACACAUGCCAGAUAUUCUAGGCUACUCUAAAAUAGUUAACAUUUUUACAUUUAUUAUUACAAUAACAGCUUAAAUGCUUUGCUGUGUAAUAAUAAAAUAUACCAGCCCUGCUUAAAAUGAUUAAAAAUAAUAUGCAAAUAUGGACAGAAUUAAGAUAUCAAAUAUGGACAGAAUUUAGAUAUUUAAUUAUAUUUUGACCAACAAAAAAAGUCAGAAUAAAAAAAAAAAAAAUUAUUGUUUUUCUAUAAAUCUUUUGUUAUGAUUUUCAAAAUGGCGGAUUAGCCACUAUGGCUAUUUGGCGAUGCCAACUGUUUUCCUAGCUAAAUUAAUCUGUAUUAUUAACAUGGAUGAAUUGGAUAGAUUAUGUGGUUUGAUAUGAUCUGUGAACUGGGAUCUAGCGUCGGAGGUCAGAGGGCACAAAGUAGGGUAAUUAAUGAGCAGUAUUUUUGUUAUUUGUGUUCAUUUUUUUUAUUCAUUAAUGAAGAGGUUGUGUGUCGAGAGCUGGGCUGUGGUUCUCCUGUGGAGGUUCUGGGAGCAGCUGCUUUUGGUAAAGGGAAGGGUCAGGUGUGGUCAGAGGAGCUUCAGUGUAGAGGAGAUGAAUCUGAGAUUACUCUCUGUCCAAUAACCUCUUCACACAAAUACAACUGCUCUCAUGGUAAUGAUGUGGGACUUGUAUGUUCUGGUCAUACUCAGGCUCGGCUGAUGAACGGCUCAGACUCUUGUUCUGGUCGAGUGGAGCUCCAGUACCUCAGUGAGUGGGGUAUAGUGUGGGAGGCCCAGACAAUCAAACACAUCCGCCCAGAUCCGGCCACUCCCCUCCCACUGUGCAGACAUAUUUGUCACAUUACCUUUUUCAUCUGAAACAACUACAACUUACACCACAG